Gavialis gangeticus (Gharial) is the source of this 740-nucleotide messenger RNA. It is a transcript of the gene NKIRAS1, whose product is annotated as NFKB inhibitor interacting Ras like 1. Gene Ontology annotation, molecular function: GTP binding; GTPase activity. The record is from RefSeq and is a predicted model, not a curated record. The transcript is spliced from 3 exons. Gene Ontology annotation, biological process: canonical NF-kappaB signal transduction. Lineage: Eukaryota; Metazoa; Chordata; Crocodylia; Gavialidae. Bases 33 to 611 code for a protein of 192 amino acids.
CCGCUUCCCGGUGCGCCCUGCGCGGCCCGGGCAUGGGGAAGGGCUACAAGGUGGUGGUGAGCGGCGCGCCUGCCGUGGGCAAGACGGCUGUGCUGGAGCAGUUGCUGUACGGGCACCGCGCGGCCGCAGGCUUGGAAGAGGGUGCAACACUGGAAGAUGUAUAUUUGGCUUCAGUUGAAACAGAUCGAGGAGUAAAGGAACAAUUACGUCUUUACGACACUAGAGGUCUGGAAGAAGAAGUAGAACUGCCAAAGCAUUACAUCUCUGUUGCUGAUGGCUUUGUUCUUGUGUACGCUGUGAACAGCCUUGAAUCCUUCCAGAGAGUAGAACUACUCAAAAGAGAGAUUGAUGCAUUUAGAGACAAAAAAGAGGUGACGAUUGUUGUCUUAGGAAACAAAACUGACCUCACAGAGCAAAGACAAGUAGAAAUGGAAGUAGCACAGCAAUGGGCAAAGGCUGAGAAAGUGAGACUGUGGGAAGUGACUGUAACAGAUCGGAGAACGCUGAUAGAGCCUUUCACUUUUUUAACCAGCAAACUCUCCCAGUCCCAGAACAAAUCAGCAUUUCCCCUGCCUGGGAGGAAGAGCAAAGGCAAUAACUCUGAUAACUAAAAACCCUUCUUCCAGGAAAGGCUGUUUGAAUUGUCCACUGCUGAUAGUCAUGACCAGGACCUAUUCAGGCAUUUGUUUCUCAUGGUUUUUCUGAAGCAAUAUUAAAAAUCAGCAAGCUCCUGGACAGAA